AAGAGGAGGAGAGGUGGGAGGAGAAGGAAAGGAGCUCUACUCUGGGAGCCCCUAGGUUGGGGCCAGGGGAGGGGAAGAAUGAGGGACUGGGGAGACCUCACUAGGCACAUGGUCUCCUCUGCUCUUGCCCUGCUGCCCUCCCUGUGCAGGGUCAGGCGCAGGAGAUGUCCCUGGGGAAGUAAGAGUUCUGUGGAGGACAGGCUGACAUGCAAGGGGCUGUGGGAUCCCAGGGGAGGGGAUGCUCCCCCAGCCUUACCGGGAGACAAGGACGAGCCAGGAGGGUUUCAGGGCCCAGGAGGACAGGUGACCCGAGGGCCGAAGGACCUGGGCCAGCCAGCCAGACCUCCCCCUCUGGCGCCUCCCUCCAGCCGAAGUCCCGCCCUUCUGCCACACCCCUGACUCACUUCCUUUGCCUACAAGCGGAAACCUCCCAGUGCUUCCUCCCCUCACGCUCCCCAGGGACUCGCAGGUGUUGCUCCCCCUCCAGGCCCGAGCUGGCCGGGCCAGACCCCUGACCCCUCUGGGACCAUCCCCAGGACCCUGGUGUUUUCUGUGUCCUGAGUUGCAGCCCCAGCAUCUGGCCUGCGCAGGGGGCUGCCCUUGGUGGGCUGGGGGGCCAGCAGGAGCUUAACCUGACAGCUGCAGGGAGGGCGACCUGCAUGCCGAGCGCCGCCUCGGCGCCAUGGACGGCGGCCAGGCCAGUCUGGAGCCCGCGGCCGCGGGCCCCAGCAUCCCCCGCCCGAGCGUGAUCGCGCCGCUGCGCGCCGUGGUCCGCCUGCGUCGCCGCGUGUGCCUCCUGCGCAAGCGGCGCCUCCUGCCGCCGGGUGCGGGGUCGGCCUCCGGGGCUGGAGCGGCCGGAGCCGGCUGCAGCUCGGGGACGCCGCGCGCCGACUGGGACCGGCCGCAGUUCUUCACCUUCGACGGCCCGGCGGAGCUGCACUCCAGGACGCCGCGCAAGAGGCGCCGGCGCAGCCGCGUGGUGCUCUACCCGGAGCCCUCGCGCAAGUGCCGGCCUCACGCCGAGCGCCGGAGCCGCGCGCAGCGUUGCCUGGUGUUACUGGUGGCCGUCGUGGGCUUCCAGGUGCUCAACGCCAUCGAGAACCUGGAUGAUAACGCGCAGCGCUACGACCUCGACGGGCUGGAGAAGGCGCUGCAGCGCGCCGUGUUCGGGCAGCCGGCCGCCGUGGGGCGCAUCGUGGCGCUGCUGCGGGACUACCUGGCCACGCACGUACACAGCCGCCCGCUGCUUCUGGCGCUGCACGGGCCCAGCGGCGUGGGCAAGAGCCACGUGGGCCGCCUGCUGGCGCGCCACUUCCGCGCGGUCCUCGAGGACGGCGCGCUGGUGCUGCAGUACCACGCGCGGCACCACUGCCCCGAGCCGCGGGCGGCGCAGGCCUGCCGCGAGCAGCUGGCCGGGCUGGUGGCCGACGUGGUGGCGCGGGCCGAGGUGGAGGAGAAGACCCCGCUCGUGGUGCUGGACGAGGCCGAGCUGAUGCCGCGGGAGCUGCUGGACGAGCUGCGGAGCCUCCUGCAGCCGCAGCGGGCCCACCACUUCCACAACGCGGUUUACGUGCUCCUCAGCAGCGCAGGCGGCGCCGACAUCACGCGCUUCGUGCUGCGCAACGCGUCCAGCGCGCGGCCCCGGCGCCCCGACGGGGAUCCGGACGGGGCGGCCGCGCUGCGCGCCGAGGAGGAGCUGCGCGCCGGCCUUCGGGCGCUCCUGGUCCGCGAGCACCCGCUGUGGCAGGCCGCGGCCAUCGUGCCCUUCCUGCUGCUGGACAAGCAGGACGUGGUCAGCUGCUUCCGCGAGGAGAUGGCCGCGGAGGGCUUCUUCCCGGAGCAGGCCCGCGCCGAGCUCCUGGCGGCGCAGCUCAGCUACUACCGCGUCGCUGGCCGGGAGUUCGCCGUCUCCGGUUGCAAGCAGGUGGUGGCCAAGGUCAAUCUCUUGUAGCACAGCCUCAGCGGGACAUGGCGGUCGCCAGUGGGCCGGCGGGACUCUUGGGUUGGGGGUGGCAGUAGGAUGGAGGGGACCCUGUGGAUUUGCCUGAGGCCUCUAAUAAAUCUGUCUCCAGCCCCCA
Molecule: messenger RNA, 2078 nt
Organism: Enhydra lutris kenyoni (northern sea otter)
Lineage: Eukaryota; Metazoa; Chordata; Mammalia; Carnivora; Mustelidae
Product: torsin family 4 member A
Exons: 2
Coding region: 683-1951 (422 amino acids)
Cellular component (GO): endoplasmic reticulum lumen; nuclear envelope
Molecular function (GO): ATP binding; ATP hydrolysis activity
Source: RefSeq, a predicted model, not a curated record